AUGUCAUACCCAAUGGAUAACAGAGAUAAGAGCUCUCCUGGUGUCGCAGAUAAAAGUGAAAAAGCUCCAACUUAUUCCAAGGUGUCAGAUAAGAGUUGGCUGCACAGUCCAAAUGUCUCUGAAUAUCCUAGUCAGAUAAUGGACAACACACAAUUUCAAGAAGAAGAAGAAGUCAUCGAGCCAGUAGAUUUCAACUAAGUCAAGAUUGAUGUUAGAAAUAUUGAUAAUCUUACUCUUAAUACAAGGAAGACAGGUGGUUCACCAACAAGUAAAUUAUUCCUUUCAAUGAUUAUAUAUUCAGAUCGGGAUUCUGGCAGGUCUUCACAAAUAUUAUAAACAAAAAAAGAAGGCAAAGAUGAUCAGGUUAUUGCAAGUGCUGAUGGAAAAAGACAGACAUCAUAAUCUAAACUAAGCUCAUCAAAGAGAGGAGCAGCAACUAAUUCUAAUAAAAAAAUUCUAGAAGGAGAGCUGGAUGAUGGACCUGAAAUGAAAAACAUAACAGAGUCUAAUAAAUCGAAUUCUAUGAAGUAUCUGUAUAACAGUAAUUCGCUGAGCAUGAGGUUUCCCUAGAAUGGUAAAGACAUCAUUGGUGAGUAGGUAGAAAGGAAUAACAAUCACGGGGUGCUGGGAGAUGCAUCAAGUAGUAUAUAUGACAAGAUUAUUUACCUGAUAAGAUUUAUUGGAGGGAUUAUGUCCUUAUUUGCAUUAGUAGGAUAGAUUCUAUACUUUGCUAAGCAAGAGUUUGCUUCAUAGACAAUGUUUGACUCUUAUAUUGGAGUUAUCAUAAUGAGAGUAGUACUUAUUCUAAUUACGACUAUAGUAUUCUUUUAUCAGAAUGUUGCUAAGUACAAUACUGAUAUGAUGAAUCUUUAGAACUUCAAUUCUGCUAGAGAACCUGCAAACUAAGAAGAUCUCAAAAGAUUUAAGAAGCGAACUUGCUUUUAGGCUGCUUGCUUAUAUGCAUCCUAUCCAUUUAUGCUUUGGUUUGGAUUCUACAGAGUUUACAAACCUAAGGACUUCCAAUCAACUAUAUUUUUAGGUUAUUUCUACGAGCUGUUUUUCUCACUUAUUCCAAUUAUUUUCAUCUAGUAAACCACUAACAACACUCUAAAAGUAAAGACUAUGAAUAGGUUACAAAAUUACUCACUUGCUAUUUAGAUUCUUGUGAUUCUAGAGAUAUUUUUGGAAUUCCUUAUAAUCUACUGUGAAUAUUAAAGAAUCCAAAAGCUUAGGAAGGAAGGAAUGGACAAUACUUAUGAAGUACAGCCAUUAAAUGAGGAAGAGAAAAGACAUAGAAAUUUCAAGCAUUCCGUAUUUAUUAGUGCUCUUGCUUUCUCUACAUUCUUCUUCUUUAUUGGAUUAGGAAUGGAUAACUUGAAUGGUAGAAAGUGCACUUCAGGCCAAGGUAUUAAAAAUGGAGUUUGUCUUGACUGUUUAGAUUUUAAUUGUAAAUCUUGUGGAAGCGAUGCUAAUGUUUGUUAGUCUUGCUAUGAUGGAUUCUACAAUAUAGAUGGGCAAUGCCAGAAAUGUGAUCCAGAUUCAUAUUGUGCAUAGUGUGAUAACAAUGGAGUAUGUUUGAAAUGCGCACAUGCUCAUGUUUUGACAUAAGGAAAAUGUCUAAGCUGCACAAGAGAUGUUGGCUGCGCAGAAUGUGAUAACUUAGGCUGCAAGCAAUGUUUAGACGGCUAUUACAUGAAUGCUGAAAAAAGAUGCAUUGCUUGCUCGUCAACGAUGCACAACUGUCAAAAAUGUGAUUCUAGUACUCAUUGCACUCAAUGUGUUUCAAAUAUAACAACUCUUUUCCUUGGUGCUUGCUAGUGCAAUUUCGAUAAAAAUUGGAUUAAAGUCUAAAGUCAGCAAGAUCAAGGAUUUUGCCAAUGUAAUAACUAUGUUGUUGGAGAUACUAAUGAAUGCAAGACCUGUGCACAGAUAUUCCCAGGUUGUAACAGAUGCGCUGAGACUAAUUCUUUUAUCAAUGCUUAGUAUAGAUUAGGACACUCUAGCUACAAUCCCAACCAAAUGGAGUAUGUUAGAUGUGCUGAUUGUGGUCAAAACAAUUUCUUCAGUAUAAGUCAAACUAAAUGUCUUAGUUGCAGCUAAUUGACUUAUGGUUGUAAGGAAUGUAACUCAUUUGGCUAAAUAUGUGAUAAGUGCUAAGAUGGUUUUGUGAGAGUACCUAACCCAGUUGUUGAUGACUCUGAUGAAGCUAUUAUAUACCUUUGUGAAAAUUGUAAUAAAUACCUCUCGAAUUGUGCUACAUGCUCAAGUACUUCAGUCUGCUCUUCCUGCGUUACAGGAUACACUCUAACAAAUGGAACUUGCAUUAAGAAAUGA
This is a messenger RNA of Stylonychia lemnae, 2334 nucleotides long. The record is from the annotation of a GenBank genome assembly. NCBI's taxonomy places the organism in Eukaryota, Ciliophora, Spirotrichea, Sporadotrichida, Oxytrichidae.